Molecule: messenger RNA, 1040 nt
Organism: Amaranthus tricolor (Joseph's coat)
Lineage: Eukaryota; Viridiplantae; Streptophyta; Magnoliopsida; Caryophyllales; Amaranthaceae
Exons: 2
Coding region: 429-878 (149 amino acids)
Source: RefSeq, a predicted model, not a curated record
CGUUUAGACUUGUAGGAUAAUUGCCUGACAGUCAAAAGGGUUUCAGGACAAAAUUUGGUUUUGUGUCUCAUACACACGGAUGGAACUUCAAGACCAGUUAUGAUAUAUAUCUAGAAUUGGAGGAAUUCAACAACUCGGUUUCCGUUUAUAACCACAAUGAAGAAAUAAUUGUCAACUAUGCUAAGAUGACAGUUAAACUGGCCCAGAAACCAGUUCUUGUACAAAGAAACUGGAUCCCCAAGAGAAUGGAUUUCAGAAAUAAACUCCUUCUUUCUGCAUAUGACAUUAGUUUGAAGGUUGAUACGAGUAAGUGUCCCAUGUUACUUUUUUCUCUUAUACUAUGACUCGUUGCUGACUCCGCCUUUUUGUAGAAAUUGUAAGGAGCGAAUUACGAAAUCGCUAUAAAGAUUUAAUGGCAAAAUUUUGCAAUGAGGGCCAUGGCUGAGGCGCUGAAGACUGCCAAUCCACCACCACCCUUUCCGAAACCCCCAAUAGACUCGAUGACUGUUACAGAGGGUAUCAAGGAGGCCCAGAGUCAUAAGGAGGAUCGGGUUUUGCUUGAAAAGAGGAAAGAGAUUCCUCCUUCCUAUGAGCUUUCCAGCAGGGCUGAGCCUGCAAAGAAGAAAAGGAGAAAGGCCAAGUCUAAGGCCAAAACUCAAACAACAGCGCCAACACCGGACAAUCCGGUUAUUGUGGAAGAUGAAAUAGAGGAUUACACGUCGUCAAAAUCCAUAGAACAUGUUUUUGAAGCUGUCCUAAUUCAGACUAAAUUUCCGGGUUUUAAGAUUCGGGAGCCCGAGGUUGUUGUUCUGGGUCCCUCUACAAAUAAGCCUUCCUCAUCUGACAGGAAAGGGAAAAGGGUCCUCGAAUUUAUCUGAGAUUUUUGCUAGGGAAUCCGAGACAUUAAACGACGCAGCCUGGGAAGCUGAAGAACGAGAGCAAUGGGUCAAAAGGUUGAUCCUUAGUUGGAGGCGCGAGCAAUGAAAAUAGAUCUUGAGUCUUUAUCUUUAGAGGCCCCAAUUGUGCCUAAAGUCCCUGAG